CCUUGUAGAACACAUGUUUUGAAUCAGAAAAGUCGGCUUGAGUCGCUAACUUCACUCUGGAUCGAGAAAGAAGCGACUAAACACUUUUUAUUUAGAUUAAAUGAGCCUGAAACAUUCGUUUUAAAGCCUCGCAGUCACAAAAAUGCUUCGCAAUCUGUUUGGAAGAGCCUUUUGUCAGGCCCGGCCUCUAUUGAAUGGGAUCAGCUUGACGAGCAAAUUUCAGCAUGGACUGGUACAAAAGGUUUCUUCAAGCUUGAUGAGCACCUCUCUUUGCAACAGUUUACAACAUUUCUCGCCUCAGCCCAUCAACAUCCUGUCAAGGAUUUGCAAGCCUUUAGUUGCCGAGCAGAAGAGGACCUAUUUCCUCAACAAAUUCAAUCUGAGGACUGGGAGACGCAAAACGAAUUAUGACGUCAUUGAUAGAUUUUACAGACUCCACUGGGGGAUGUGGAUUCGUGUCAAAGCCGGGAGGGCGAAGAAACUGUGGAAAAAGGCUGGAAAGAAUAAAAAGAGGUUGAGAUACCAUGUCAUGUGCAAUGCCACCCAGUGCACGCUUCUGGAUAAAAUGGUCACCGGCUUUUGGCGCAGGGAGCGCUUCCUGGUCAAUGACCCCUAUGCUCCUUAUCACAAGAGGGAGAAUUUUUACCAAACUAGGCGAAAACCAAUGGAGCUCCCUCCCCUCCCUAUGAAGAAUAAUUGACUGCCAUCAAAUUGUAGAUUUAUACAAACGUUUCCUUAUUGUUUUUCGAGUGUUGACAGAUUGUUCGCAAUAAAUUAAAUUAGAAACCGUUUA
This is a messenger RNA of Cloeon dipterum, 793 nucleotides long. RefSeq names its product mitochondrial ribosomal protein L35 (gene mRpL35). The transcript is spliced from 4 exons. The record is from RefSeq and is a predicted model, not a curated record. NCBI's taxonomy places the organism in Eukaryota, Metazoa, Arthropoda, Insecta, Ephemeroptera, Baetidae. Gene Ontology annotation, biological process: translation. Gene Ontology annotation, molecular function: structural constituent of ribosome. Gene Ontology annotation, cellular component: ribosome; mitochondrion. The coding region runs from base 143 to 700 and encodes 185 amino acids.